UGCAGCAUAGUCAGUAAAAAAUAUGGUGACAAUUUGGUAACUCAACCAAAUUUUCUGUAAUCAGAGAACAAUGUACCAAACAAACUUAAUAAUAAUGGACAAAAGUGAGUAAAUAGUGCAACGGCAUUUGUCACAUCACUCCUCUUAUUAGAGCUACAUGAUACACACAUAUAUAGAGAAUUAUAGAUUAAAAAACCAGUGAGGAACACUUUACUUUGUGCAACUGUUUUUCUAGCUGGACGCCUUUUCUUCUCCUGGAAACUACUGUGUUUUGUUUCAUGCAAGGAUUUGUUCUGAGGUACCUCCCAAAAGACUUCAUUCUUAUGGGUGAGGUUUACAGUCCUAAGAAUACGUAUAUGGGCAUUCAGUUCGUUUUGGUUGCAACCCAGAAUAUUCAUUCCCACAUGACUCGGCAAACCCUUUGUUUUCUGCUCUGAGCUUCUUCUCUAUGCAUUUUAUGUUAUUACUUUAGCCAAGUACGGUUAGUUGAGAGCUAUGUCAAAAAAGAACAACUGGCUUACAAGCAUUUUGAAGAGAUUUUUCAUUUCAGAGGCAGAAUUCAGACCUGAAAAGGGGAAGAGAAAGAGAUGGAUACUAGGGUUGUUCUCAGAACGGAGUAAAAAAGAAGCGGCUUCAACAAGUACUGACAAUCAGCAUAAGCAGCGGCAGCAGGAGGAUGAAGUCCCAGAUUUAUUCGAGCUCAGAAUCCUGGCUGCCAUUAAAAUCCAGACUGCUUUUCGUGGUUAUCUCGGAAGAAAAGCUUUGCGGGCGAUGAAAGGAAUAGUAAGGCUUCAAGCUAUGGUUCGAGGCCAAGCUGUUCGACGCCAAGCUGUUUUGACCCUCCAACGCUUGCAAUCGGUCGUAGACAUCCAAUCACAAGUCCGCGAAAGAGGCUACAUCAUCACAAACAUUUCAAAUGAGAAGGACAUUAAGAUAGAUUUGAACAGCAGCCACAAAAUGUGGGACUACAGAGCUGUGUCAAAGGAAGAUGCAAAUACCAUGUCCCUAAGCAAGAGGGAGGCCUCCUUCAAGAGAGAACGUAUAAAGGAGUACUGGUUAUGUCAUCGGAAGUCAACUUCAGAGUCGGAAAAAA
Messenger RNA from Cuscuta epithymum, 1093 nucleotides. Lineage: Eukaryota; Viridiplantae; Streptophyta; Magnoliopsida; Solanales; Convolvulaceae. The record is from the annotation of a GenBank genome assembly.